CGGCAGUGCAGUGACCAAGUGUGUGGACCACUCUCGAGGAGGCAACAACUCAACAUGAAACUAUUCGUCGCUCUUUCCGUUCUGGUGGCGGUGGCAUCGGCCAUGCCCCAAUUUGGUGGCGGCAACGCCAACGCGAAUGCAAAUGCCAAUGCUCAAGCCCAAGGCUUUGGAGGCGGAGGCCGUCAAGGAUUCGGAGGCGGACCAGGCUUCGGUGGUGGGCCAGGAUUCGGUGGCGGACCAGGAUUCGGUGGCGGACCUGGAUUUGGAGGUGGCCGACCUGGAUUUGGAGGUGGCGGCUUUCCACGUGGCCCAGGAGGUGGGGGCAACUUCGGAGGUCGUCCUGGAUAUGGUAACCCAGGAUUUGGAGGAGGCCCAGGAUUUGGAGGUGGCCCAGGAUUUGGAGGUGGUCCAGGAUCUGGAGUUGGCCAUGCAUGGAACGGAGGCGGCGGCACCUCUUCUGCCACAGCUUCUUCCUCAGCAACGGCCAAUAGUGCCGGAGGAGGAGGCGGUGGCUCGGCAACUGCUUCUUCCUCGGCUUCUGCGGCGGCGGGUGGUGGCGGUGGCGGUAGAUUCCGCGGUUAGAUCAAGCCAAAACUUUUUUGGAGUUAAGCAAUAAGAAAUUACUGUAAAUAAAACAAAAAUUAAUUAAAUGUACAAUUUUAUUUGUGUUUAAU
This is a messenger RNA of Drosophila suzukii, 674 nucleotides long. RefSeq lists its product as uncharacterized. NCBI's taxonomy places the organism in Eukaryota, Metazoa, Arthropoda, Insecta, Diptera, Drosophilidae. The record is from RefSeq and is a predicted model, not a curated record.